AUGCCUCUCCACAAGUACACGUACACCAACGGUUAUCGGGCUCCAGCACCGGACUCGCCAGUCACCGAGGAGACUAGCGGGGAGAAGCCCUCCUACGUAUAUCCUGAGCCAGCCCUAAAGCCCACAUCGCUCAAACCAAAUGAGAAGGGGAUACUCAAGGACGCUACUUUCCCAUCCCUCCUCGCGGGUACCAGUGCUCCAGGGGUUCUCCCAAGCUGGUUCAAGAAGGACUCUGAAGUCGACGUUGUCAUCUGUGGAGCUGGACCUUCCGGCCUUGAAGUAGCGGUCUCCUUGCUGAGGCAAGGUGUAUCCUUCCGAAUUGUUGAUAAGGCCGCUGCUCCCUUGCUAGCUGGUAGAGCCGAUGGUGUACAACCACGUUUCCUAGAAACCAUUGGGACUUGGGGCUUGGCUACCGAAGUCGCUGAAGAAGGACCUUUGAUCGAGCGCACGGCCAUUUGGAAAGACGGACGUUGCCUCCACUGGGGGCACUCCCAUCAGUCCGAUUCUCGCUACCGCGGCCUUCAUAUUAUCACGCAAACAGCCAUUGAGCACAUCUACAUUCGCGACCUUCUUCGGCACAAGAAGCUAGUCGAGCGAAGAACUACUGUCAAGUCCUUCACUGUCGAUGAAUCAGGCGACGACAGCCACCCAGUCAGCGUUACACUGAUAAACGAGGAUACUGGCGAGCAGGAAGUUGUCAGAGCCAAGCACCUUGUCGGAUCCGACGGAGGAAAUAGUACUAUCAGAAAGCAGGCUGGUAUUCCCUUCGAAGGAGAGACUACAGACAUUCACUGGGGUAUUCUCGAUGCCGUCUUUGAAACCGACUACCCCCAUGCCAACGUAUUCGGUUUCGUUAUGAACUCAGAACAUGGCGGUUGCUGCAUUAUUCCCCGUGAAGAUGGGAUGAUCCGGCUUUACACGGAGAUUUCGUCCGCCAAAAACAAGACGCUCGUUAACAAGAAGGGCGGCAGAUUGAACAUCACUAACGUCACUCCGGAGGAGAUUCUCGAGCAAGCAAACAAGAUCUUCCAUCCCUUCAAGCUCAAGUUUGGCUCGCCACUCAGUUGGUUUACGGUGUGGAACAUCAGCGAACGUGUCGCGCAACAAUUCUCCUACAAAGACCGCGUACAUCUUGUUGGUGAUGCAUGCCACGUCCAUAGUGUCCUUGGUGCAUUCGGUCUGAACGCCAGUAUCCUCGACGCCGCUAAUCUCGGGUGGAAACUCGGUUGGACUAUCAAGGGCCUCGCGUCUCCGGAGAAGUUGAUCCACACUUACGGGGAGGAGCGCCGAAGGCAUGCUGUCCGGAUCAUCGAGGUUUCUGGGACAUAUCUCCGAUUCGUUAGCGAGUCGGGCAUUGACGUCUCGAAACUCCAAGGCAUCGGAACAGAGAAGCGAGAGGACCAAGAAGCAGACGACGGGCUCGUCUUCGACAAGCAACUUCAGGCUGUUGACCCGGACAAGGCUUUCUUGAAGGCCUUCUUCGCUAAGAAUAUUCCAUUCUUGCUGGGUAUCGACGUUCCAUAUGGACACAGCGAAUUGAACCCCCCACGCACAGUCGAGAGUUUCAAUGGCGUUAGCUCCUUGAAGACCGUGUCAAAGAGGCAGGCGACUGAAGUGAGGUGGGGAGUUCGCGCCCCUAACCCCCGAGUGACGUUCUCCCUUACCUCCACUGGCUACCUUUACGACACUUUCGAGGGACCAACCAAAUUCCCUAUCAUAAUUUUCGGUUCAGAUCUGAAAGGGCCUGUCCGUCGACGACUCGCUGCACUCGACCAAUACCUCAGCUCACCGAACUCCUUCGUCAACAAAUUCGGCCGCGAGCAGUUCACGCUCGUCGGCAUCACUAUGCAACUUCCAGGAGAUAUUGAUGAGACCCUCGCUGCAGACGGCGACUUGGAAUACCUCAGGAAGAACGUCAGGUGGAUUUCUGAUGAUCACCUCCCUGGGUCUGAUGCCCAUACGGUUUACGGUGUCAACCACGCACUCGGUGCAGUUGUCGUAGUGCGACCGGACCUAUGGGCCGGAAUCACGGUUGUACCCGAUGAGGGAGCUGCUUUGGAUGAGUACUUCUCUGGUUUCUUGCUCGCUCAGUAA
This is a messenger RNA of Pleurotus ostreatus (oyster mushroom), 2094 nucleotides long. RefSeq lists its product as uncharacterized. Gene Ontology annotation, molecular function: FAD binding. The transcript is spliced from 8 exons. The record is from RefSeq and is a predicted model, not a curated record. Bases 1 to 2094 code for a protein of 697 amino acids. Lineage: Eukaryota; Fungi; Basidiomycota; Agaricomycetes; Agaricales; Pleurotaceae.